UGGGCCGACCACUUAGCCUCAUCACCUUCUCUAUACUCCUUCCCUUAUGCUUGAUAUUUCACCUAAGGAGGAAGAAGUAGAUCCUCCUCCCUUGAAAGAGAAGAGUCAGAGUUCAAAGCCUGAGUUCUCAGAGCAAGAAGUGGAUCUCAUUUCCAGGAUGUAUAAGCUGGUUGGAGAGAAAUGGUCUCUGAUUGCUGGUAGAAUUCCAGGAAGAACAGCUGAGGAGAUUGAGAAGUACUGGAAGCUGAAAGAACAUCGUAACAGUAGUCGUAGCUGAGGAGAUAAUUAGGAUAAAAUGAUUAGACAAUAACAUCUAAUAUGUCAUUUAUGACGUAUGUGAAAACUGAGUACUGUUACAUCAAUGAUUUAGAAAUUCCUAAGUGUAUUGAAUGCUGUGUUUGAAGGAAGCUCAUCUUCAUCUGUUAUUGGUAGGAAGUUUUUGCUAUCAACCACAAUUUUGAUCAUUCAAUAUGUCAAUAACAGCAACACUACCGUGGGUACAUGAA
Dendrobium catenatum is the source of this 506-nucleotide messenger RNA. Its product is annotated as MYB-like transcription factor ETC1. Gene Ontology annotation, molecular function: transcription cis-regulatory region binding. Gene Ontology annotation, biological process: cell differentiation. The record is from RefSeq and is a predicted model, not a curated record. Gene Ontology annotation, cellular component: nucleus. Lineage: Eukaryota; Viridiplantae; Streptophyta; Magnoliopsida; Asparagales; Orchidaceae.